Eurytemora carolleeae is the source of this 462-nucleotide messenger RNA. RefSeq names its product profilin. Gene Ontology annotation, molecular function: actin monomer binding. The record is from RefSeq and is a predicted model, not a curated record. Lineage: Eukaryota; Metazoa; Arthropoda; Copepoda; Calanoida; Temoridae. Gene Ontology annotation, cellular component: cell cortex.
AGGAGCCUGUAGUACCCGAGCAGUGCGCAGCCGUCACGGAGAAACUUGGGGAAUAUCUAAUCACUGUCGGAUACUAAACCUUCUCCGGGUUCAUCGGAGAACUAAGCCAUCUCCGGGUUCAUUGGAGAACUAAACCAUCUCCGGGUUCAUUGGAGAAUUAAACCUUCUCCGGGUUUAUCGGAGAACACAACCAUCUCCGGGUGUAUCGGAGAACUAAACCUUUUCCAGGUCUAGCGGAGAACUAAACCUUCUCUGGGUACAUCAACGAUCUAAACCAUCUCCGGAUACCCAUCAUAGCUGAACCGAACCUUGUUCAAAUAUUAAAUUGCUCCUGGUUGGUUUCUUGGCUCUCCAGUUUUUAGCUCAAGCUCAGCAAUCCUGUUCAAAUACAAAGGAAUUGAGUCUUUGAAACAAACUCUGAUUUUCUAAUCACUAUAUUCUUGGAACCAAAUGUUGCUGACC